Aspergillus melleus is the source of this 625-nucleotide messenger RNA. Its product is annotated as LysM peptidoglycan-binding domain-containing protein. The transcript has 3 exons. Lineage: Eukaryota; Fungi; Ascomycota; Eurotiomycetes; Eurotiales; Aspergillaceae. The annotation marks the transcript as partial. The record is from RefSeq and is a predicted model, not a curated record.
AUGAUCAAACCAAGUCUUCUUCCAGUUCUGUUCCUGGGUCUGUCUGCUGCCGCCGCAUUCCAGCACGAAUGGAAAAACGGCGAUUCGGCCACUGGAUUUACAGAUCCAAGUGUAGUCGAUGGGUGCGAGUUUUGGGUCGACAUCGGCUACGAUGACACCUGCGAGGCCAUUGAGGACUAUUUUGGAAUUACAAAGACCCAGUUCCGAACCUGGAAUCCCUCUGUACCACCCUCAUGUACUCUGACCCGUGGCUCGAGCUACUGUGUUGCGGGCCCUGAGGAUAUUGGCUCCUCAUCCAGCACCACUGCUCCUAAUCCAACGCCAGCUGGUACUCUGACAUACUCUGGUACGGCAGCCCCGACGCAGAGUGGCAUCGAUUCUGGCUGCAGCAAAUAUUACCUAGUCAGAAGUGAUGAUACUUGCUAUAUCAUCCAGGACAAAUUCAUGACUUUUACAUUAGAACAAUUUUACUCUUGGAAUCCUUCAAUCUCUACCGGGUGCGGGGGACUUGAGCCCAGCUAUUUUGUCUGUGUUGGGGCCAUGUCCUCUUCGAUCCCUAUAACAAGCACUGGGCCAUCAAGCGCGCCAGGCCACCAGCCACAGCAAACCGGCAUUCCAUCCACCU